AUGCCAGGGUUCGCCCAACAGGUAGUAUGCGGAGGCGUCCCAGACGACAGGGCGUUCCCCCCACCCCACCCCGCCCUCUGGGCGCUCCACGCCGGCGUCCACCUGACCCCGCGCCUGGGGGAUUGCGCGGGCUCCAGCAAGAGUGCCAAGGCUCUGCACGGCCGCGGGGAGGAGGAAACUGGAGUUUUGAAUAUUGUCUUAAAGAAAUGGCUAAUCAAUGAGAUCAAUGCUUUCUCCGCAGCACCUUCCAAACCUUUUCUUCUGAGCGCGCCGCCAUUCUACUCGGCGUGCUGUGGUGGGUCCUGUCGGCGCACUGCAUCCUCCGCUGCUUUUCCAAGAGAAGAGAGCAUGCUGCCUCUCCUGACACAGGACUCUAAUUCCAAGGCUCGGAGGGGCAUUUUAAGAAGAGCUGUCUUUUCUGAGGACCAGAGAAAGGCUCUGGAGAAAAUGUUUCAGAAACAGAAAUAUAUCAGCAAAACAGACCGAAAGAAACUUGCCAUCAACUUGGGACUAAAGGAAUCACAGGUGAAAAUUUGGUUUCAGAACAGAAGGAUGAAAUGGCGGAAUUCCAAAGAAAAGGAAGUGCUUUCCAACAGGUGUAUCCAAGAAGUAGGUCUUCAAGAGGAUCCCCUCUCACGGUCUGCUCUGGGUUUCCCUUCUCCAUGUCCUUCAAUAUGGGAUGUCCCCCAACAGCACUCAAGUCCAAGAUGGAGGAAGAAUUCUCCAGAACCUUCAGAAAGACUAAUCCAGGAGAGUUCAGGGGCACCACCCCCAGAAGCAAAUUCACUGCAAGGUGCCUUGUAUUUAUGUUCUGAAGAAGAAGCUGGAAGCAAGGGUGUACUUACUGGGGCCGUCUGAAUGGAAGCAUUCUUCCACGUCAAUUUAAAAGAACGCUUAGUAGUAACAUUUGGGCUCUAAUGCCAGCUCGCCUGUACCUCAUCAGUGCUUACAGCCUAACAACUUUGGAGCGAUAUAUGAACUAAUGCUUUAGGAAACUCACUCCAGUGUUCUCUUGUUUGGCCCUAGACUCAGGCUUAAUUUGUAAGUGGAGUAGAAUCUCCCAAGAAGUAUGAUGGAACUGAAAAGAAUGACAGCAACAGCUGGCUCGGUCCCUGCUCUUAGUAUGUGUAUAUGUGUGUGUGUCUCUAUGUGUGUAGAUACAUAAAUAUCCAUUAAAAUGUGUUAGUAGAAA
This is a messenger RNA of Mandrillus leucophaeus (drill), 1192 nucleotides long. It is a transcript of the gene DBX2, whose product is annotated as developing brain homeobox 2. Gene Ontology annotation, molecular function: DNA binding; DNA-binding transcription factor activity, RNA polymerase II-specific. The transcript has 5 exons. The record is from RefSeq and is a predicted model, not a curated record. Gene Ontology annotation, biological process: regulation of transcription by RNA polymerase II. Bases 1 to 858 code for a protein of 285 amino acids. NCBI's taxonomy places the organism in Eukaryota, Metazoa, Chordata, Mammalia, Primates, Cercopithecidae.